AUGAGCGACCUUUCUGACCUUGGAGUUACGAAACCAUUUGACCCAUUCGCUGAUGCUGACACUGACUCCGGCGUCGUGACGAAAAACCUCGUGCACAUUCGUCUGCAGAUGCGCAGUGGUCGGAAGAGCCUGACGACCAUCCAAGGCCUUUCAGGAAAAAUUGAUUUACACAAGCUGACAAAGGCUUUCAAGAAGGAGUUUUGCUGCAACGGUUCUAUUGUAGAGGAUAAAGAGCUUGGACGCGUGAUCCAGCUCCAAGGCGACCAACGAGAAAACGUGCGCCGCUUCCUCAUCGAGGAAGAGCUCGUUGACAAGGAUAACAUUAAAGUGCAUGGAAUGUGA
Cyanidioschyzon merolae strain 10D is the source of this 342-nucleotide messenger RNA. Its product is annotated as probable eukaryotic translation initiation factor eIF-1. Gene Ontology annotation, molecular function: translation initiation factor activity; RNA binding. Gene Ontology annotation, biological process: translational initiation. Lineage: Eukaryota; Rhodophyta; Bangiophyceae; Cyanidiales; Cyanidiaceae. The record is from RefSeq and is a predicted model, not a curated record. The coding region runs from base 1 to 342 and encodes 113 amino acids. The transcript has a single exon.